This is a messenger RNA of Apodemus sylvaticus (European woodmouse), 1947 nucleotides long. RefSeq names its product dopamine receptor D1 (gene Drd1). Bases 162 to 1502 code for a protein of 446 amino acids. The record is from RefSeq and is a predicted model, not a curated record. Gene Ontology annotation, biological process: G protein-coupled dopamine receptor signaling pathway; adenylate cyclase-activating adrenergic receptor signaling pathway; vasodilation. The transcript has a single exon. NCBI's taxonomy places the organism in Eukaryota, Metazoa, Chordata, Mammalia, Rodentia, Muridae. Gene Ontology annotation, molecular function: dopamine neurotransmitter receptor activity, coupled via Gs; G protein-coupled receptor activity. Gene Ontology annotation, cellular component: plasma membrane.
GAUCGCCUCGGAGAUGCUCCUGACAGAACACCACUGGCCUUCAAUCCAGGCAGCAACUGCGGCUGGACAAGGGGCUGGGUGGUGAGUGAUUGGGGGAAGUCUGGCUAAGCCUGGUCAAGAACGUGAGGGCCAAGCCACCGGAAGUGCUUUCCUUCUGGAAGAUGGCUCCUAACACAUCUACCAUGGAUGAGGCCGGACUGCCAGUGGAGAGGGAUUUCUCCUUUCGCAUCCUCACAGCCUGUUUCCUGUCGCUGCUCAUCCUGUCCACUCUCCUGGGAAAUACCCUAGUCUGUGCCGCUGUCAUCAGGUUUCGACACCUGCGGUCCAAGGUGACCAACUUCUUUGUCAUCUCUUUAGCUGUGUCAGAUCUCCUGGUGGCUGUCUUGGUCAUGCCCUGGAAGGCUGUGGCUGAGAUUGCUGGCUUUUGGCCCUUUGGGUCCUUCUGUAACAUCUGGGUCGCCUUUGACAUCAUGUGCUCCACGGCAUCCAUCCUUAACCUCUGUGUGAUCAGUGUGGACAGGUAUUGGGCUAUCUCUAGCCCUUUCCAGUAUGAGAGGAAGAUGACCCCCAAGGCAGCCUUCAUCCUGAUUAGCGUAGCAUGGACUUUGUCUGUUCUCAUAUCCUUCAUCCCGGUGCAGCUAAGCUGGCACAAGGCAAAGCCCACAUGGCCAUUGGACGGCAAUUUUACUUUCCUGGAAGACACCGACGAUGAUAAUUGUGACACAAGGUUGAGCAGGACAUACGCCAUCUCAUCGUCCCUCAUAAGCUUUUACAUCCCCGUAGCCAUUAUGAUCGUCACCUACACCAGUAUCUACAGGAUUGCCCAGAAGCAAAUCCGGCGCAUCUCAGCCUUGGAGAGGGCAGCGGUCCAUGCCAAGAGCUGCCAGACCGCCACAGGUAACGGGAACCCCGUCGAAUGCUCUCAAUCCGAAAGUUCCUUCAAGAUGUCCUUUAAGAGAGAGACGAAAGUCCUGAAGACACUGUCUGUGAUCAUGGGGGUAUUUGUGUGCUGUUGGCUUCCUUUCUUCAUUUCUAACUGCAUGGUGCCCUUCUGUGGCUCCGAGGAGACCCAGCCGUUCUGCAUCGAUUCCAUCACCUUCGAUGUAUUUGUGUGGUUUGGGUGGGCGAAUUCCUCCCUGAACCCCAUUAUUUAUGCUUUCAAUGCCGAUUUCCAGAAGGCAUUCUCAACCCUCUUAGGAUGCUACAGACUCUGCCCUACGACAAAUAAUGCCAUAGAGACAGUAAGCAUCAACAACAACGGGGCAGUGAUGUUUUCCAGCCACCACGAGCCCCGAGGCUCCAUCUCCAAGGACUGUAAUCUGGUUUACCUGAUCCCUCACGCUGUGGGCUCUUCUGAGGAGCUGAAGAAGGAGGAGGCUGGGGGAAUCGCUAAGCCACUGGAGAAGCUGUCUCCGGCCUUAUCUGUCAUAUUGGACUAUGACACUGAUGUCUCUCUAGAAAAGAUCCAACCCAUUGCACACAGUGGACAGCAUUCAACCUGAAUAUUCGGUUCUCAUCUCUGAAGCUGUGAGUUUCCUAGGGAUGGCUGUUAAGGAAUUAACACGAGAUUCCUCUGCUGCUUUUUGGGCAAUUACAAAGCUCCUCAAACUCACUGAUGUCAGUGUAUUCUCUAGCCACAAGGGAAAUGACUUCGGCCCUGAAAUCAUUUUUGAAGCAUUAUCUUAGGACAUUAGAUCAAUAUAUAUAUAUAAAUAGGGCCAAAAGUCAACUGUAAACAGCUUCACUUAAAAAUCAAACUUUCCAGGAAGAAAGUGUGAGAGUUGAGUUUGCUGUAUCCAAUCAGGUGCUAAAACUGUUCAAGCAGUUUUCAGAUUGUAAAGGUAGGUGCAUGCCUUUGUUCAUUAACUUCUCCAACGACAAUUGAGCCUUACAGCAAGAGUGGGAUUUCUUUUCUUUUCUUCUCAGAAUUGACAGAUGCAUUGUUGA